AUGCCGACCAACGGGCUGCACCAGGUGCUGAAAAUCCAGUUCGGGCUGCUCAACGACGCCGACCGCUACCUGACGGCCGAGAGCUUCGGCUUCAAGGUCAACGCCUCGGCCUCCAGCCUCAAGCGCAAGCAGGUGUGGGUCCUGGAGCCCGACCCCGCGCACGGCGCCGCAGUCCUCUUCCGCAGCAGUCACCUGGGCCGCUACCUGGCAGCCGAUGAGGACGGGCGCGUGUCCUGCGAGGCCGAGCGGCCGGUCCCCGGCUGCCGCUUCCUGGUGCGGCCGCAGCCCGACGGGCGCUGGGCGCUGCAGUCGGAGCCGCACGGCCGCUUCUUCGGGGGCACGGAGGACCAGCUGUCCUGCUUCGCCACUGCCGUGUCCCCAGCUGAGCUGUGGACGGUGCACCUGGCCAUCCACCCGCAGGCCCACCUGCUGAGCAUCGGCCGUCGGCGCUACGUGCAGCUCUGUCCGCGCGAGGAGGAGAUGGCUGCGGACAGUGACACGCCAUGGGGCGUGGACGCGCUGGUCACUCUCACCUUCCAGAGCCGCCACUACUGCCUGCGUGCCCGCGACAGCCGCUACCUGCGCAGUGACGGCCGCCUGGUCUGGGAGCCCGAGGCGCGCGCGCGCUACACGCUGGAGUUCAAGGCCGGCAAGCUGGCCUUCAAGGACUGCGACGGCCGCUACCUGGCACCCGUGGGGCCUGCGGGCACCCUGCGGGCCGGCCGCAACCUGCGGCCCAGCAAGGAUGAGCUGUUUGACCUGGAGGAGAGCCACCCACAGGUGGUGCUGGUGGCCGCCAACCACCGCUACCUGUCCGUGCGCCAAGGGGUCAAUGUAUCAGCCAAUCAGGAUGAAGAACUGGACCAUGAGACCUUCCUGAUGCAAAUUGAACAGGAGACAAAGAAGUGCACCUUCUAUGCCAGCACUGGGGGGUACUGGACCCUGGUCACCCAUGGGGGCAUCCAGGCCACAGCCACACAAGUUUCAGCUAACACCAUGUUUGAGAUGGAAUGGCGUGGCCGGCGGGUGGCAUUGAAGGCCAGCAACGGGCGCUAUGUGUGUAUGAAGAAGAACGGGCAGCUGGCAGCCAUCAGUGACUUUGUGGGGAGGCCUGGGGUGACUGUCCUAACUCACCAGGUGAGGAGGCACCAGCAGCACCCUGUCCUCCUAGGUAAGGAUGAAGAGUUCACCCUCAAGCUCAUCAACCGGCCCAUCCUAGUGCUGCGUGGCCUGGAUGGCUUCGUGUGCCACCGGCGGGGCUCCAACCAGCUGGACACCAACCGGUCCGUCUAUGAUGUCUUCCACCUGACCUUCAGCGAUGGUGCCUACCAGAUCCGAGGCCGCGGCGGAGGCUUCUGGAACACGGGCAGCCACGGCAGCGUGUGCAGUGACGGGGAGCGCGCAGAGGACUUCCUGUUCGAGUUCCGCGAACGUGGCCGUGUGGCCAUCCGCGCGCGCAGCGGCAAGUACCUGCGCGGAGGCGCCUCGGGGCUGCUGCGCGCAGACUCGGACGUGCCGGCGGGGGAGGCGCUCUGGGAGUACUGA
This is a messenger RNA of Elephantulus edwardii (Cape elephant shrew), 1545 nucleotides long. It is a transcript of the gene FSCN2, whose product is annotated as fascin actin-bundling protein 2, retinal. Bases 1 to 1545 code for a protein of 514 amino acids. The record is from RefSeq and is a predicted model, not a curated record. Gene Ontology annotation, biological process: cell migration; establishment or maintenance of cell polarity; actin filament bundle assembly. Lineage: Eukaryota; Metazoa; Chordata; Mammalia; Macroscelidea; Macroscelididae. Gene Ontology annotation, molecular function: protein-macromolecule adaptor activity; actin filament binding. Gene Ontology annotation, cellular component: actin cytoskeleton; cytoplasm. The transcript is spliced from 5 exons.